Messenger RNA from Symbiodinium natans, 720 nucleotides. Lineage: Eukaryota; Dinophyceae; Suessiales; Symbiodiniaceae. The record is from the annotation of a GenBank genome assembly.
AUGGCUUCGCCCGUGCCAGCCGCCAGUGCGACAGUUUGCCAAGAGAGCCGGGAUGAUCCACGGCUCCUCGGCUGUCGAAACCUCGGUGGGCGGCAACAGCUGGAGCAGAAAGUCCAUUUGGAGGAGCUGGCAGCCGAAGGACGCAAAGCGGCUGCAGAGCACAAGGCGCGCGAAGUGCGGCCCGGCUGGGCUCGGGCACUGCGCGAGGCGAAGGUGCGGGAUGGCACGUCCAAGCGCUCCGAGGUGGUGGGUGCUCUCCAUGAGGGCAGCCGAGUGCUCGUUGCGGAAGUGUGCGGCACGAAGGCCCGCAUCCAACAGCCACUCUCUGGGUGGAUAGCUUUGUCGAAGCACACGGAGCCCGUGCUUGAGCAGGAGUCGUGGCAGGCGCAGGAGGGCAAGUUGGCAUCGUCUUGGGUGGUCAGCAGCGUGCUGGCGCGCCUUUCAGCUCCGUCAGCAGGAGCUCAAUCCCAGGCGCAGCCGCAGCUGCAGACCCAGGGUAUGUCGGAGGUACCAACCGAGAAUGUUGAGGAUGGAGCCGACGCAGCCUCAGCGGAGGAACCGCUGUUAGCGAUCAGCACAGAUACGGACAUCCCAGUCCUGUCGACAUCACCUCUGGGUCCAACAUCGGGAUCUUCACCUCUGCCGCCUACGCGCAGCUGGUGGGCUGCCCUGCGCCAAGCAGUGAAAGAUGCAUUUCGCUGCGCUGGAUGGUGCCGAUAA